AUGUAGGGAGUAAACAGAAGUGAAAUUAUUUAAUUUAACGCAACAAAUAACAAUGAUAUAUCAUUAAUAUGGUCAAAUAAAAAGUAUUAUACUAACUUAUUUUCACAAACUUUAUUUUAAGAUAGAAAUAUAAUAAUUACAGAUACUGAUAUUGUUAGUAUAAAUCAUUGCUAAUUUAGCAAUAAUAUUGGUAUUGAUGGUUCUUGCCUUAAAUUUUAAUAGAUAAACUUUAAUGUAACAAUAUAAUAAUCAGUAUUUUUAAAUAAUAUAGCUUUAGCAAAUGGAGGAGCUAUUUACAUAUCAGAUUCUAAUAAUAUAACAAUUAAAAAGAAUACCUUAUUUUAAAAUAAUACUGCAUAAAUAGGAGGAGCUAUGAGAAUCUAAAACACUUAAUAACAAAUAUUUAUUUAUAAAAGCUCUGAUACUAAUUCUACAAAAAUAACUUUAAUAUACACAGGAUACAUGUUUGAAUAAAAUAAAAAUGACUUAAUUUUACAAAAUAUUAAAAGUGGUGUAUUUAGUUUAAAUUGUUUCUCAUUUAAUAAUCUGCAAGUAACAGGUUUUCCUUUGUCACAAAUAUCAACAGCAUAUUUAUCGAUCACUAUUAGUUAAUGGCAAUAAAAUAUAGAAAUUCCAUUUACUUUAAUAUUUAGAAAUUGCAUCAAAGGAGAGGUUUACGAAAUGAUAUCAUCAAAUUUAGUUAAUUGUGUUUCAUGCAAAUAUAUUAACAAUUAUAUAUGCAAAAAAUGCCCUGAAGGGUCUUAAAGUUGCUUUUAAGAUAAAAUCCUUCUUUAAAAAGGAUACUGGAGAGAAACGAAUAAUUCUGACUAAAUAUUUUAGUGUAAUUAGAUAAAUCCAGAAAUAUGUGAUAGCAAUAACUAAAAUGGAUGUAUAGAAGGCCAUAUUGGACCUCUAUGUGAAACAUGUGAUUUCUUUGGUAACGUAUGGUAGGGAAAAAGUUAUGCAUAAGGAUCAUAAGUAUAUGAAUGCAAUGCUUGUAGGGAUGAAAUACUUUAAUUAUUACUUGCUAUUUUGUUAAUUGUGGUCUUACUAGUUUACUUGCUUUCUUCAACUUUAAUUUUUAUUAGAUAAUAUGUCUACAAUUCUACUCUUACUUAUAUAAGGAUUUUAAAAAUACUACCCUACUCUAACAGCUGUCUAUUAGAUUAAUCUACCUUUAUAAUAAAAACACUAAUCAAUUACCUUUAGGUAUCUUCAAUUCUUGUGAAUAUAGAUUAUAAACUAAUUUAUUCAGCUAUAAAUAUUGGAUCAUAAUUUGUAGGAUAGCCUAUUAGUAGUAUUGCUGUAAAUAGCUAGUGUUUUUAUAAAUACUUAGGUUAUGAACUAUAUAAUUACAAUGAGCUAAAAAUUAGGUCUUUGCUUUUUUUUCUUUUUUUAACCUAACUGUAUAGCCUUUUGUGUAAGUACCUUAGCUUGCAGAUAAAUUGGUAGCAAUUCCUAUGUUGCAACGAGUUUAAUCAUAAGUUGUAGUGA
Tetrahymena thermophila SB210 is the source of this 1494-nucleotide messenger RNA. Its product is annotated as transmembrane protein, putative. The record is from RefSeq and is a predicted model, not a curated record. The transcript has 7 exons. NCBI's taxonomy places the organism in Eukaryota, Ciliophora, Oligohymenophorea, Hymenostomatida, Tetrahymenidae.